UCGCAGGCAGCGGGAGGGGUGUGCCCCGCCUGGCAGUGCUGCAGCCAACAUGGGUAUUGUGGAAACACUUCGGACUACUGGCACUGCGGCUCCGGUUGCCAGAGCCAGUGCGACGGUGGCUCCGGCAGUGGUGACUCCGACGCGCAGUGCGGAUCGCAGGCAGCGGGAGCGGUGUGCCCCGACGGACAGUGCUGCAGCCAGUACGGCUACUGCGGAACUACGUCGGACUACUGCGGUUCCGGCUGCCAGAGCCAAUGCCCCAACCCAUUCGUCAGAUAUCGUGAUAACUAUUUUACCUGA
This is a messenger RNA of Musa acuminata subsp. malaccensis (wild Malaysian banana), 300 nucleotides long. The record is from RefSeq and is a predicted model, not a curated record. Lineage: Eukaryota; Viridiplantae; Streptophyta; Magnoliopsida; Zingiberales; Musaceae.